AUCUGUCAUCCUCAUCUUUAACUUUUUUUCUUUCUGUACUGUCACGCCCAUUCAGUUCCAAAAUGGAGUCCCGUACACGAAUCAUGAGGUCAUCUCAACUUGGAUUGCCACCUCGGUCCUCCAUGACUGUGACAUUUUCCCGUGACACCUUGGAACGAAAGGUGGAAGCCAAUAAACCCCAACAACUUCCACGGAAUCCUGAUCAGAAGCUUGAAAAUAUUAGAAAAAUAAGUGGGAAAGAUGCGGACCCAGUCCUCACGAGCUUGGUGAACUACCACAGCAAACUGCUUGGGGCUUCGGGGAGGUCAUUUGACUUAAUUGUUGGUAAGCUGAGUCAUCUCUUAAAAACCAAUGGAUACUACCUGGAUUCCAAGUAUAAAGGGCCCAUGGACGCCUUGUUCUUUGCUAUCAGGAAUAUGAUUGUAGACACAGAGAAGAGUGAGAUCUCUAGGACCAGACUGUUAGAGAACCUGGAACUCAGGGCCAAGACAUGGGGUCAUGACCCCUUAGAGCUUCCACAACCUCGUGCUCAUUUACAAGACUUGCCUUCUCCUACAAAGCCACCUGCAGUCACCCAUCCUCAGGAUAAUGCACCUACUGAAUGCCUAUCACCACCUUAUAAUGCUUCUGGGCGUUACUCCCCUAUCCCUCUACCUCCUGUCCAAGUUGCCCCUCCCAGCCCCAACAUGGAGGCAUUGACCCAUGUGGCCAAGGCCACUCCAUUUCCUGAUGACACUGAUGACGAUGAGGAAGACGAUGACCAGUGGCUGACGACAUCAGACAUGACCUACGAGUCUGACAGCUCCGAGGAGUUCAUCAUGCCAGAGCGUGAGGUAGAGGAUCUUAUGAUGGAAUCUACCACAGAUCUUGAUGAUGAGCUUUCCAGGCUGCUGGCAGCAAAGCUCCCUGAUAGCUACAAGAGGAGAGUGAAUGAUGGCAAACCUGUGCGCUACACCAGAUCCUUCCUGCUUGACCUGUGGAAAUCACCCUAUUCCAAAGAGAUGCCGUCAGUCCUGAAGCAUACCAUCUCCCAUAGUGAUGUGUCCUUUAUCAUCCAGAGGCAUGCCUUUUCUGAUCCUGGAGUGCUGUUCCAGCAAGGAUCAAUGGAUGAUAUUUAUCUGAGGCCAUCUCACCUCAAGGCAGACCCUAACUCAAGAGUUAGAUCAUCCAGUGGCAGAUCUUCCAGUGGCAGAAGUACCCCAGACCCCAAAGCUUCUGAUGGAGAUGCUACCAGGAUGAGGGCCUUGAGCUGGCCCCAGGGAGCGGCAGCAGCAGGGAAACCACAACCAGAUGUAGAAGGAGGAGGAGGAGAGAGACUGGUCCAAGGCAGGGAAGGAGCUAGGCAAAUCCGAAUAGGGGCAAGGAUUGACAGUCCAAAUCCUGCAACUUGGCAAGGAGCAAGAAGAAUCAGUGAAGGUGACGGCCAAGAAGGACGACCAGAAGUAUCCUUGAGAUCCAAUUCACCAGAUGAUUGGCGCAGGCCUGGAUCUACUGCUGGAAUUUUGGGAGAGACUGGUACCAGUGCUGCGAUAUUAGGAGAGAGGCCAAAAAGGAAUACAGAUAAACAAGAGCCCUUGGCAGCAGCUGCAGAAGGAGAGGAGGUUGUGCUGAGACCACGUUCUCCAAGAGAUUGGGUCCAAUCUGGCCCUGCAUUUGGGACUUUUGGAGAUAGGGCUGGUCAAAACACGAGGAGACCGAUUACCCCAAGAAAGGAGGAAUCUUUACGGCCACGCUCUCCAAGUGAUUGGCGCAGACCGGGAUCAAUUUCAGGAUUACUUGGAGAUGGGGAUGCAAGAGCGGUGAGGCCUAGGCUCUCCAAUUCUCCAGGUGUAGCAGGAGAUGGGGCUGAAGAAAUGUUACAAGAGAGACCAGGAUCAUCUGGACGACAUUCACCAAGUAAUUGGGGCUGGCCUGGAUCUAGUUCAGGGAUACCUGGAGAUGAGGGUACAAGAGUUGCUGGACUUGGACUCUCCACCCCCUCUGCAGUUGUAGCAGGAGGUGGAGAUCAAGAACGGCCAGGUUCUAGACGACGCUCACCAAGUGCCGGCAGUCAAGAGGCUGGUGCCAUGAAGGUCCGAUUUGAUCUGCCUGAUCAAAGCAGCGAGGAUGACAUGAAAACUAAAGACUCCCAGAGGAAACAAGCAGCUACGUCAACCCAUGUACUCCUUACACCACGUCAGAUUCUUGGAGAUGGGGCUCAAUCAGACGGGGGCACUGACAUGUCUCCUUCGACACUGCCGAUGGGAUUCGCUCCUCAGACCGAGAUCCCUACCUUUAGAGAAGUCUUUAGAGAGGUCAUUGAGAAAGGGAUCACUACCGGGGCACCAGGACCAGCCAUGGACAUCAGGGCAAAGUCACCUGAAAUGUGA
Lytechinus variegatus (green sea urchin) is the source of this 2369-nucleotide messenger RNA. RefSeq lists its product as uncharacterized. NCBI's taxonomy places the organism in Eukaryota, Metazoa, Echinodermata, Echinoidea, Temnopleuroida, Toxopneustidae. The coding region runs from base 63 to 2369 and encodes 768 amino acids. The record is from RefSeq and is a predicted model, not a curated record. The transcript has 9 exons.